AUGAUGCUAUCCAAGACCACUGAGGCUCUUGCGGCCUUGGUCGCGUCACUUCCCUUGAUUCAAGGGCAGGCUGUGCGAUUCAACAAUCCGGAAGGCGUGGAUAUCUGGUGUGGAAAAGCGUAUCGCGCAACCAACUCUUCAUUCGAUCCUGGUGGAUGGUUCCCCGAGCCAGCCAUCUCUCAGGUCCCGCUCCUGCGUCUCAAAGUACGACCUAGACUGAGCAUCUACCUCGACACGGACACCACCGCGAACCUGCUCAUCGACGCAGCCGUAUCGAACCAGGUCGGAUCACCACUGCCGGCCGAGUACGGACAGAACAUAUCGACAAGCGCGGCGAAGACCUUGAAGGUUGAGAUUCUUUCUGGAGACGAUGUGAUCUCGACCGAAGAGAUCGUCGUAGGGUCGCGAGACAAUGAGGUGCCAUUCUCACUGGGCACCUUCACCCCACGCAUGGAGGCAUACAACAUCACCGUCCGCACGACUCUCGACUCGUCUCAUGUCUACGAGGACUGGACCGACGUCUCUUACCUCCCGUAUCCCGAGGACUACGGCAGCGUAGCCCGCAUAGACAAUCUUCACGGCGGCCUUCUCGCGCAGCGAGGCAAGGAUUCAUCCUGGGAUCUCAUCUUCGCGUACACCUACUACACCCAGUGGACACUCUACUGGAACUCCAGCGUCGACACCCUCAACGAGUUUGCCGCCAUGGGCUACAACGUGAUCCAUUUCGUUCCCACGGGCAGCCUCGGCGAGAUCCCCUUCCCGUGGGACGAAUUCGAGCCGUACCUCCAGCGCGCCGACGAACUCGGGAUCUACUUCCGCUACGACGUCCUCUGGACCUGGCCGAACCUGACAAACAUGAUCGACCAGGUCACCCGCCUGCGCACCCACCCGUCCAUCCUGCUGUGGUACCAGAGCGACGAGGCCGACGGGAAAGCCAACCCGGCCAACUCGACCGGAAUAGCAUACCAGCAAAUCAAGGCGCUGGAUCCGUACCACCCCGUCUCGUUGGCUCUCAACUGCGAGAACUUCUACUACCAGGAAUACGCGGCCGGCGCGGACAUCGUCAUGUCCGACGUCUACCCCGUCGCCAUCAACGCGACGUUCUCGCCGGUGUACGACACGGUCUGCAACGAGACGUACGGGUGCUGCGGGUGUGAUAACUGCGGGGGCGAGUUCGAAGAUAUUUCGGUCCGGCUGGAUGAGUUCUACCGUCGGGAUGAGAUUCUCGGAUGGCAGAAGACGCAGUGGUUUGCGCCUCAGGCGUUCGGCAACGAGACCUUCUGGAGCCGGUAUCCGACGGCGGAAGAGGAGGUCGUGAUGACGAUGCUGUCGGUGAACCACGGUGCCAAGGGUAUCGUGAUGUGGAAUUAUCCCGCCACGACGGAGUUGGAGAAUUUGACGAGUCGUUUGGCCGGAGUCUUCACGGAUAAGGCGGCUAUUGAGUUCUUGCUCGGCACCGAGAGGACGCAGGACCUUGCUGUGGAAGGGGCGAAUAGGGUUGACGCGGCCGUAUGGAUCAGCGAGGAGAAGGGCCAGGCAUUGAUUAGUGUUGUGAACCUCAACUCCGAGGACAUCCCGGGUGAGGUGAAGGUUGUUCUUCCGGAUGGAGUCGCGGUUGGCAAUGUCGCUCAAGUUCUCUGGGGAGAUGUGGUGUGGGAUUUCAGCGACGGUGGUCUGGUUGCAACCGAGGGCUUGCUCGGCUUGCAGACGUCUGUGUUUAUUGCUGAGUUAUUGUGA
Colletotrichum karsti is the source of this 1737-nucleotide messenger RNA. RefSeq lists its product as uncharacterized. The record is from RefSeq and is a predicted model, not a curated record. The transcript is spliced from 3 exons. Bases 1 to 1737 code for a protein of 578 amino acids. NCBI's taxonomy places the organism in Eukaryota, Fungi, Ascomycota, Sordariomycetes, Glomerellales, Glomerellaceae.